This is a messenger RNA of Penicillium chermesinum, 567 nucleotides long. Its product is annotated as ribonuclease P Rpr2/Rpp21/SNM1 subunit. Gene Ontology annotation, biological process: tRNA processing. The transcript has a single exon. Gene Ontology annotation, cellular component: nucleolar ribonuclease P complex. The record is from RefSeq and is a predicted model, not a curated record. Lineage: Eukaryota; Fungi; Ascomycota; Eurotiomycetes; Eurotiales; Aspergillaceae. The coding region runs from base 1 to 567 and encodes 188 amino acids.
AUGGCCAAGCCGAAGGAGAGCAAGAAUGCCAAAAGUCACUUGAAAGCCCGGCUCGAUUUUUUACAGCAGGCCUCACAGUAUCUGCAUAAUUGUGCGACUAAGAGGGACCAAAAUGCGAAGCCCAUCAACCUUCUCCAUGACUCGAAAGACAUCAGCCUCGAGGCAUCGCAGUUUCCCUCUCGGAUGGAAACAGAUGCGGUUUCAGACAGGUUGGGACGGGACAAGAGGCAAGGACAGCAAGACCCUCCAAAGCAAUCUUUGAGCAAUGUAUCUCGCAUGUGUAUUUCCCAAAUGCGUGGUGUGUCAUUGAAAUCUCAAACUCGGCUUCCGGUGCUGGUCAAAAGAUCGUUUUGCAAACGCUGUGAUAGUGUCCUGGAUCUCGAGACAACUGCGGUACAAGAAAUUGAGAACAAGAGCAAAGGCCGCAAGAAGCCCUGGGCUGAAGUCCGUGUGGUUCGCUGUCUUAUCUGUGGAACCGAAAAACGGUUCCCCAUUGCAGGGAAACGAAGUCAAAGGCUAGCCCUCCGGGACCACACCAAGCAUCGAAACGAGACGGGUCCGUCAUGA